Molecule: messenger RNA, 411 nt
Organism: Eleginops maclovinus (Patagonian blennie)
Lineage: Eukaryota; Metazoa; Chordata; Actinopteri; Perciformes; Eleginopidae
Product: agouti-related protein-like
Exons: 3
Coding region: 1-411 (136 amino acids)
Biological process (GO): positive regulation of feeding behavior; hormone-mediated signaling pathway; adult feeding behavior
Cellular component (GO): extracellular region
Molecular function (GO): type 1 melanocortin receptor binding; neuropeptide hormone activity
Source: RefSeq, a predicted model, not a curated record
AUGAACAAGGCGUUCAUUUGGUUGUGCUUUCUGCAUUUGGCCUUUGCCCGUGGUGGACUCUUCGGCCAGUGCAGUGAUCUCCAAACUACCAAAAGCAAUGUGUCAGUGAGCAGGGCCCAAGCCCUGCAGACCGUCGACACAGCUCCUUCAAACCAAGGCAGACAGAGACCACUGUUUGCGAGGAGGGGACAGUAUGAACGACAAAGGGUUCAAGCGUUGAAGCCCAAGGUGGUCCCUGUUCCUCCAAAUAAAAUGUCAAAAUCUUCCAAAGUACGACGCAAACCUAUGAAGGACAAUUGCUCUCAGCUUAAACAAAGCUGUUUGCCGCUGUCCCGCUGCUGUGACACCAACGCCACAUGCCACUGCCGCUUCUUCAACGCUAUCUGCUUCUGCCGGAGGACCAAAUCGUAG